GGACCACAGUCACUUGGUGAGAGAUCCCAAGAAUCAAACCCUGAGGGACUCCACAUGUGGUGAUCUGUUCAGAUUUAUGGUCACCAGCACUCAACACGGUCUUAUUCAAUGUAAACUCAUUCAUUGGGCUCAUUAGACUAACAAGAGCAAGAUUAUCCAAAAUUUAGAAGGACAUGAGCCCUAACUGUGUGAGAUGUACCCAGUCUCUUGAAAAUCAUGCACACAUGUUUUGGUGUUGCCCAUCUCUUUUUGGUUUCUGGAAAGACAUCUUUUACGCACUCUCUGAAAUAAGUGGCACACAGAUCGAAAAUGACCCUUUUAUUGCAUUAUUUGGGGUUUCAUCACCCACAUUCCAACUGACUGUACUCCUAAUAACUUAAUCCACUAACUUACUUACUAGUACUAACUGUACUGAAAGGUUCAGCUACAAAAAGGACACACAGUCACUGCAUGGCACAGCUUUAACGUAUAAGGUAACUAUCUCAUAUGACCUUACACGCUUACAAGCUACAAUGGUAAUUUGAAAAUGUGCCAUGCUGUGGCACUACAAGAACAGUAUUUAAACUUUCAUGACAUGCUGCGAAACUUGUCUUGGAGUUUGUUUGCUUUUGAAACUUCUCGGGAGCAAAAUGUCUUUCCUGUGCAGUUUCUAGUGACACAUGAAAACAUGAAAAGGUCACUUGGAGUUAGAAACUCGUUAAAUAGUUGUCUGAUUAAAAUGUUCUGUGAUGUCAGAGAGAGACAAACAAUGGGCUAUUCUACUGAUUCGCCAUAUAGAAAUUUACUAUGGCAAAUGAACUCUGCACUGAUGACAGCUCAGUCUGACUCAUCACAUCAGUGACAACAAGUAUUGCAGAUUAGGUUUCACUUUUUCAGCUUGUUAAUUGGUUUAUGUUCAUGUUAAAUAUGAAAAUAUAAAGAAUUUUUAUGAUACUCUAAUUAAAACCUUUUUUAUAAUUUCACUGCCAGCUAAAGCUUGAGUGGAGGUGUGUGUCUUCAACAUCCGCUUUCAAGAAGCGGGUUUUGUAGCAUUUGUGUGGUUGUAUCUUGCAGAUUCAUCAAGAGUAUGUGGUUUUGUUUCCAUUUGCAAGUCCAUAUGCAAAGGUAUAUGUCAUGUUCUUACUGGCAAAACAAUAUAAAGCUGCAUAGUUUCCGACCACAGAGUCUACCUAUUUUCCAAUUAGUCCUGAAAGAAAAAAAAAAGCCCAGAUAUAGGUUAAUAACAUGCCAAAAUAGCUCUAAAGUGGUAUUUCCUUAAAGAUGAUAAUGAAAGAUGUUUCCUAAAAACAUUUAUAAUGGAGCAGGGAGUUGUGCAGAUGGAAAAUCCCUUUUUGUCAGUUUUAUUGUCUGUUGUUAUAAUGAACGAAAUGCAUCGUAAUGUAUAUAUACAAUAUAUAUGUUAUUAUUUAUUUCAUAUAAAUCAGAUGAACUCACUUAUUUAGUGUAUUGUUGAGGACCAUCAUCAAUAGCUAUAUCAAAAUCUAUAUUUUAAUUAAAAGUUCUGUCAAAAAUGUAAAAUCUGUUUGAACAAUUUAAUUACCUGAUAAGAAAUUAGUGAAGUAUUUAACUUCAGUAUUUAAUAGGUGACUGUGAGAAAGUAGCAUUUAGCCUUUAAAGGGGCUUUAUGCUUAUUAAUAAAUCACAUUUUUACUGCCUAUUUGUCAAGGGGCUGUAACCUGUUUUCUAUGUUGUUUGGAACAGCCACUAUUCUGCUUCUUAUGUGAGGGAAUCAUGUCUGGUUCUGAGUCCACUAACACCAUAAAACGGCUCCCAGACAGAGAUGUCAACACAGACUUCAACAUAUACUCCCCGUAAGGACAACAACACCAACAAAGCCCAUCGGGUCAAAUGAGAAUCAAAACGGCGUCGGGUGAAAACACAGUCAUCAUCAGAAAGGCUUGUUUUGGAACUCACAAAAGCGACACGGAGUUGUCUUUCAUCCUGUUCGAUAGGUAAACUAACAUUACUGCAAAGCAUUUGAAACAUAUUGUGAUUUUGUGCUUUAGUUGGCUCAAGUUAGAUAACAUUAGCUCGGUGGCUAACGCUGACCAGUUGCUAAUGUUAUCUGGCGCAAAAUAGUAAAGGCUAUCGUUAGCACAGAUCUGCAGCGGUUUGCUCCGUAACAAUCAAUUUAGAUUUGUUGUCGUUUUACCAAUACUAUACCAUACCAAUACACAGCUUCUUCACUGUCUCAGUCGCUGUAACUCACGUGAACCACAUAGUAUACGAUACUACAACAUAACAGCGCAGCACAACAACAGAGUGGAAGAGCCAUUCACUACAAUAACGUUACUGCGGUCUAACUGUUAGUCUGGCAACAAUCUCAUUUAUGAUAUUCAGUCUAGCUCACCAACCAUUUUCAUUAUCAUCCAGUACAUUUAGCUGUGCUCACAUUGCUGAGCCUCCAGUGAAAGAUAUACAAAUAACGUUAGUUACUGAAAUUCAAUUUUAAUUUUAAUUCAUUUAUUUAAAAGGGACAGUGCACAUUAAUGUGCAUCAAUGACGUAAGUAUGCCAGAAUUAGCCAUAAGGCUACUUUUCAUCUGUAAUCCCUGGUACAAGCGGCAGGCGAGCUAACUCCAAUGUAUCACGUUGGCUAAAGGCUGUCAAUAUAAAGUUUUCAUAUAAUUCAAUUCAAUUCAAUUUUAUUUAUAUAGUGCCAAAUCACAACAACAGUUAUCUCACAGCGCUUUUCAUAAAAGAGCAGGUCUAGACCAUACUCUGUGAUGUUAUUUACAGAAGCCCAACAAAUAUAACAAGCAUGGAUUAGUUCAACCUCAAGCUGAUAAAAAAAGAAAAGUAGAAAUAUAAUGCAGUAUCUUUGAACACCCACAAUCUGCUCACCAUAGAGAGGUUUACUUGGUGAGGGGGUUUAAUGCUAAUUCUUGUGUAACUAAAAUGCCAAGCAUGUCUGUCAUAUAAAAUGUUUCUUUAAAUUUAGCACAUUAGCAAUUUGCCAUUUACUGUAAAAUAUAUUUACAUAUGUUGUACUUUCUAAACAGAAAGCAGUAGGCCCAUUUUAAACUAUUAAUAUGUUGAGUGUUACAGUCCAUUCAUGACCUUGGAAACAUGAGUUUUUUUAUUUUUUUUAAAUCUUAACUCGGGGUCCAGUUGUUAGCUUUAUGCUUCAAGAUUGAAGGGGAAACCUGAUUUGAGCUUUGAGACAUCAAAACAUCAAAACAAUACAUGAGUGCUAACUGGCAAACUAUAACUUAUUAUUAUCCUUUUUCUUUUGUUAUGUUCAUGCCCUUUUAUUGUAAUUGUAAAUUGGGGUGGUGAUAAGACACAUACCUGUGGUGUGAGAGACCUGGGUUCAAUUCCCCACUGUGACCCAUCUACUAAUGUGUCCCUGAGCAAGACACUUAACCCCUAGUUGCUCCAGAGGCGUGUAACCUCUGACAUGUAUAGCAAUUGUAAGUCGCUUUGGAUAAAAGCCAAAGGAAUAAAUGUAAAUGUUACAAAUAAGUAACACAUUACAAAACAUUAUUAGUUUGUGCAUUUAACAUAGGCUAUUAGUGGCCUCACUCUUUUUAAGGAUUUUUAUAAAGCCCCGGAUCUCAAAAAGGGUUUUUUAAAAGCAUAAACAAGAAUAAUACUUUUUUAAAAAUAGCCCCCUUUCUAUUUAUCUAUCAUCCAGAUCUCUUCACAAUAAUUUUAUAUCAGUCAGUCCUCUGUCCAAGCAGCAGAUCAAACGUUACUCCACACUGACGUUACUCACGAGAGGAGAGAGACUGGAUUCUAAAGGAGAAAACAUAUCUGAAAGCAAUAGGCUACAGGAUGCCCGAGAGCCUUAUGGCAUUAUAUUUUUGGAUUUUGAAUUGUCACCUGCUGUCUGAAUUUUGUGUUUCCCUUUACAAAAAUAAAGACACUUCCACCAUAAAUUGGUGCAGAAAAAUUUACCAAAAUGCAGGAAAGUCAGUGUUUAACGCUUAAAUUGUUCUGGAGACGAUCCCCAGAACCCCCUGACUAAUAUUAUUAUUUUUGGUAAUAAUAUUAAUUGUAGUAAUUAUAAUAAUACGUUGAUUUAUGUAGCCUAUAAUAUUUAUCAAAUAAAAUGUAGCUCAAUGACUUAGGUGAUGAUUCAUCUAGACACAUGGCAUAAGUUAGCAGAAGCAAAUGAGACAAUUACAGUUACAAUUAUUGUUUUGUUGUAGGUUGAUACUUUUGCACACUACUUCAAGCAGUGUGAGGGCCAAACAACACCCUUGGAAAAGCGUGGGUUUUUCACCUUUAUAAAGGUGGUGUCUCCUCUGGGGAGUUUUUAUGUCUCACUCUCUGAGGUGUUUCACAAGGGAGAGUAUUGAAUAUGGUUCUGCUCAAACUGCUUAUAUUCACUUUGACUUUUAAUAAACUCAUUAUUGAUGUAGACGCUAAGACUUGCCCAAAAGGUCAAAGAACAUCUAUCAACGGACUUCACUGUGAAAACUGCCCUGAUGGAUUAUACCAGCCUGAAGAGAAUGAUUCCAAACGUUGUGAACCAUGUACAAAAUGUGAUGGAGAUUCAGGGAGUGAUGUUAAAGUGAAGUGCACGGCAGAGACAAACACAAUAUGUGAGUGUCGUGGAAAAUUUGUUCCCAGUGACAGUGAUUCUUCCACUUGCAAAUGUGACAUUGGAUUUGGAAAAAACCAAAGAGAAUGUGAAGAAUGUGAAGAAGGAUAUUUCAGCAAAAGUAUCAACUCUCGAUGUGAGAAAUGGAAAGUAUGUAAAUCAGGAGUGAAUAUUACUGGAACCAAGACCUCAGAUGUUAUCUGCAAUGAUGAUUCAAAGAGUACUUAUGUCACUACAUCCCCCGUGUCAAACAGAAAUGUUCCUCUAAUCACACGCUUAACACCCCACCAUCCACUUGAGAGGAGCACAGACUCACCCAAUCCCACAUCUGCUCCAGAACCCGCUGUCACCUCAAAAGACCCCAUUGGUAUGGCCCUCCUCAUUUUUGGAAUUGUUGGACUGCUUGUACUGACCACUGUGACCUGCAAGCUGCACAUAACGUUUUGCAUGCCAAGAAAACCACCAGUACAACCAAGGGACUCAUUGUGUCGGAAGCCAGUUGAGGAAAGCGGCAAUGGCAGUCUGUCUUCUCUCAAACUGAAUCCAGAGGAGCCCUAAGGUGAAAACCUAAAAUGUGCCAUCUCAUACUGUGAAUUUUAAGAUCAGAAAAUUAUCACAUGAAUAAUUUCAGACUGAUCACUUAUAUUUUCCUUAAAUAGUUGGUUUUUCAUUAGAAAAUACAUCAGAAAAACUAUUUACUGUAUACCAGGUGUAUUCACAAUCUGCAGUGUUGUCAAUAUUUGACUUUUGUUUGUUCUGUUGUGAUAGAAUAAUGGGAGAAUUAUAUGAAAGAUUUCUAUGUAUCUUACAUCACUUUUCGUUGUUAACUGUAAUUCAAGUAGGUUAUGCCUUCUUUGGAUUGAUCAUACCAAAUGAUCAUACGAUCAUGUAUUACACAAAACAUUCACUUUGUAUGUUAAUAUUUAUUACAAAUUUGGAUAUGCAGGUCUUUGUACAACGACCUCAGAGCUCAUGCCACUAAACACCUUAUAGUACUAUAUUACAUACAGUCCUUCAAAAAUGCACAUAUAAAUAUUUCCCACUUGUUAUAUGUUAUAUAGUUUAAUGGGGAAAGUGACACAUUUCUGAGAAAUAUACAGUGUGAACAAUAUUGUAGUAAAGGCAGUAAGAAUGAAUACUGUUUAAAAACUAUUUUGAACUGCUGCAGAGCCUUAGAACAAGAUUUUACUUCCUUCAUGCUAUGUUUCUAUUUUUGUCAUGUUUUGUUUCUUCAGCUCUGUUCCACUGGUAGCAGGUCUGUUAAAAUUAUGUGGGUUGGGGGAGUUCUCCUUGUGGAGUCAAAUGUGUCUCUUUUCCCCGCCGAGCGAUACCUCCUCUCAUGUUUUCACUUCAGCCGUUGGAAAGAUCGAUGUUAAAUGUGAGGACUUUCAUGUUGUUUAUGGCUCACUUGGUACUUUCCCCAGAUGAGUAAGUCAGAGGAGUUAUGAAAGCAUGCCCUCAUUCAAGUUAUGUUUUAAGAAGAAAUUGGAUACAUAAGCCUUCAAAUCACAGCUAGUGUGGGGUGUACCUGGCUGGCUCUUUGUGACUAGAAGGAUUUACUUGUAAAAAGCUGCAGUGUGGUUCCAACUCAUUGGUUCCUUUGACAGCGCCAUCUGUUGGAAUACUUCUGAAAUGAAAUGAAAUUUCUUACUCAGGUAAAAACAGCGGCCCUGAUCAUUUACUCAAGUGAAAAAACCAAGGCAGAACUGUAAAAAUACUCUGUUACAAGUUAAAAUGCUACCUUUAAAAUCUUCUUCGAGAAACAGUUUCAAGGUAAUAACAGUAAACUCUUUCUGCAGAAAAAUGGACAAUAUAUAUCAUACCUCACAUAUUAUUAUUGUUAAUACUGAUGCAUCAAUGUGCAUGCAGCAUUUUACUGUUGUCGCUGGUUGAGGGGGAGUGACUGUCUUUGGUUCCCAAUCUAGGGGUCCGGUCCCUUCAAAAGGGUCACCAGAUAAAUCUAAGGUUGUUGUAAGAUGAUUAAUUGGGUAGGAAAAUAAGAAAAAGUUCUGAUGCACAAAUCUGUUGUCAGUUUUUGUACGUUUCUCUGUUUUUGUGUGAAAUAUUUGAUCAUUUGAAGACUUAUUUAAGGGAAAUCUGAGAAGUCUAGAGGGGAAGUGUCUUUUGUUAACUGCUAUCAACUCAUAGACAUCUGAAAUGUAAAAGAAGCCCCAACUGGACACUGCUUUUAUGUAAGAGGUUAGUUUCUAUCUGACUCUUAUUGUAUAGCACAUUUUUUGUCAAAUAUUUUGACUCUGAUAUUUAUUCUCUGUGAUGCCCUGAGAGUGUGUGAAUAAAGACUUUUUAAAUACACGUG
Messenger RNA from Micropterus salmoides (largemouth bass), 6865 nucleotides. RefSeq names its product tumor necrosis factor receptor superfamily member 4. Gene Ontology annotation, cellular component: external side of plasma membrane. The transcript has 7 exons. The record is from RefSeq and is a predicted model, not a curated record. Gene Ontology annotation, biological process: regulation of cell population proliferation. Bases 4306 to 5106 code for a protein of 266 amino acids. Gene Ontology annotation, molecular function: cytokine binding; signaling receptor activity. NCBI's taxonomy places the organism in Eukaryota, Metazoa, Chordata, Actinopteri, Centrarchiformes, Centrarchidae.